Mytilus californianus (California mussel) is the source of this 10850-nucleotide messenger RNA. RefSeq names its product tyrosine-protein phosphatase non-receptor type 13-like. The record is from RefSeq and is a predicted model, not a curated record. The transcript is spliced from 43 exons. Gene Ontology annotation, cellular component: cytoskeleton. Gene Ontology annotation, biological process: protein dephosphorylation. The coding region runs from base 129 to 7559 and encodes 2476 amino acids. Gene Ontology annotation, molecular function: protein tyrosine phosphatase activity; protein binding. NCBI's taxonomy places the organism in Eukaryota, Metazoa, Mollusca, Bivalvia, Mytilida, Mytilidae.
UCAACAAAUUAGGAUUGACAGGCAAUGGCGGCUAAAAGUUACAAUCUUCUGUGCUUGAAAACUUUUCGAUGACAAUUUACACAGUUUAAUAGUAUCUUCUGUUGAAGAUUUUGAUAAGAUAAGACAAAAUGCCUACAGCUGAAAUUACGGUAACAUUACGUGAAGUACUAGAGUAUCGUGGUAGUCCACUCCUGGAAACAGAAAUAUGGAGUGUACUUCACCAGUCAAUGAUAUACCUACAAGCAAGGUUAGGUGAAGGAAAUACAGGUGUACUGCAUUUCGUUAUUACACCACGUUCCAUAGCCUUUACCUCUGCAGGAAGUGUAGUAUUGUCAACAGACAGAACCAGUAAAGGGAACCAGUUUGACUCAGCUGUACAGGACAAGUUGACUUUAUUCUCCCUGGGAUCAUCGCUGAUUCAAGCAGCUGAAUAUGGGCUUCCAAAAGGAAUGCCAGUAAACAUAAGUAAUGAUUUAGAGUAUGUAUUAUGUGCCAUGUGUGAUAAGAAUGGGAAACAGAUACCGGAGGUGUCCCAAUUGAUGGAGGCUUGUGCAGGUUUCCAAGAGGAAAACUUUGGAUUGAACUCUUUCUCCCAAUAUACAAGAGACUUGUAUAAUGCUAUUCUUGGCAGUGGAAGUGAGGGUGAACUGUCCCCAGACACUGCUGCCAUUGAAGAAUAUAGCCGCCAUUACAACUCCCUGUCUAAAGAAAACAGACCUGGAAGAUCAAGGGGAAAGUAUAAGUAUACUCAUCAUCGGGACAACAGAAGGCCAAGGUCAUACUCAGGGUCACAAUCUAGAUCACGAUCAAGGUCUAGGUCACCAACAAGAAGUUAUGGUGAAGAGAAACACCAUAGAAACCACAAAUCAUCAUCUGACACAUACUUUGAUGGACAGAGUGCAUACCACCCAUCAUCUAUGCAGACAGAAGUUUCACCAACAACUGGUCGUUCAUAUCAUCUCUCUGACAUAACUUUUUCUUCACAUCAAAAUAGUAAUCAGAAAGCUAAACAAACUGAAGCAAAGAAUCAAAUUAAACCUAAGUCCAAAUCAUUUGCAACAGGAGAACACAUGGGUCAGUCAGCAUAUGAGAAAUACCUUAGAAUAAAAGAAAGGCAGAAGAAGUUGAAAGUGUUGAGGCGUGGGCUGAUUGGUGAAGACAGUGAUGAUGAGCAGCCAAUCAGGGUGGCUGAUAGAUAUGAUCACAUGACAGCAGAUACAAGAUCACUUAUUUCAACAACAUCAUAUCAGCAAGGUCAAAACAUCAAAAGAAUAGGUGCUUAUUCACCGGCUAUUCACAUGCAGUAUGGUUCAGAAAUUGCAUUACGUAUGGGGCGGGCAGAAUCAGACAGAGAAAGUAUUAUCAGUAGCGAAGUUUCUGCAUUUAACGACCAGAAUGCUAUGAGAUCCAUGGAACAUCAUUCUCAUCAUGAAAAAUUCCUCUUACCUCCUCCGCCUUCACGUCAACCUCCACCCAGACCACACGUGUCUAAUGGAACAUUGCCAAAAAGAACCAGAGAUUACUAUGGACCAGAAUUUGUACACAGGUCAUCUAAUCCAAUCAUCAGGAUUCCUAUACCAUUACAGGGAGAGAGUUUAAAGAACCCAACUCAUGUUAGACGAGUUGUGAUAGUAUUGUUAACAGGACAGAAAUUGGAAGCAAUGUGUGAUCCUAGUACAACAGGUCAACAGUUGUUUGAAGCUGUAAUUACUCAUGCAGAACUGCCAGAAUUUUUCUUCUUUGGAUUAUCAUAUAUUAAUGAUGGAGAACAUUUCUUCAUUGAUGGUGACACUAAGUUGCAUAAAGUAGCCCCCGAAGGAUGGAAGGAUGGAUGGAAAGGAAACAUGCCACCUCUCACAUUCACUGUGUACCUUAGAAUGAAGUUUUAUCCAGAACAUUUGGGAAUGUUGAGACACAGUGUAUCAAGACAUCAGCUAUACCUACAGUUACGGCAUGAUUUGUUGGAAGAACAAUUACUCUGUAACGAUGAGAAAACCCUGGCCCUCUCUGGGGUAGCAAUACAGGCUGAGUAUGGAGAUUAUGACCAAGAGACAAUGGGCAAGAACUACUUCAUACCAGAGCAUUAUUAUAGUGGGCGUGUCAUCAAACAAGUGGGCGUCGGCUACAUCAGAGAUAACACAGCUGAUUCCCAUUGUAAAUAUACAGGACUAUCACAGACACAAGCUGAAGUGGAAUUCAUAAAGAUGAGCCAACAACUACCAGAAUAUGGUGUCCAUUUUCAUAAAUUGCUGAAGAAUAAGAAUGACUCCAACAGUUUGACAUGGGUCGGCAUUACUGUAAAGUGUUUAGUGUUGGCAGAGAAUCAUGGGAUACAGAGAAACAUUACGCAUCAGCUUGGUUGGCAUACCAUCAUGAAAAUCUCAUUUAAUAAACGUAGAUUUAGCGUUCAGCCCAAACCUGACUUAGGACAAAUCAAACCACCAAAGAUCAAUUACUUCACUAAUAGCUUCAGAAAAGGUAGAUACUUGUUACAGUUCUCAACAGCACAACAUAGAUUCCAGUUAAAGAUGCGGGCAAGAGAAACUAACCCUGAUCUGCAUGACAUGUUAGAUACUACAGAUAUGAAAAAGGACAAUGAUGAAGAUGUUUCAUUUGUACCUGAGUUCUUACAGGAAAGUUUUACCAGUGAUGAUGAAACACAACACAAAUCUGAUCCUUUACCCUAUAGAUUGCCUCCGCCAUAUAAAACAGAUACCAGUAUAAGUAUGUUGGAUUUGCGACCACCCCGUCAUACAGGGGAACGAUUGCAUGCUGCAUCUAUGAGUGAUAUACAUUCAGCUUUACAAAAGGAUGGAGAAAUUGAGGCUUACGUAAUAGAGCCGAGCAGCCAGUCCCUGGAUAUGGCAGCAUCACCUGCUAAUGAAACCAUUAAUUCAACACUACAGCACAGAUUUGACAAUGAGCUUCUUUCUCCAGAAAAACAUAAUAGCGGCAGAAUAUUUGAAGUUGUUCUGGAAAAAGAACCUCAGUUUGGGAUUGGCAUCACCAUAGUAGGCGGUGAAAACCCCAACAAAAUAGACCUGGGAAUUUUUGUGAAGACAGUCACACCUGGCGGACCAGCUGACAAAGAUGGGCGAAUUUGUCCAGGGGACCGCUUGCUUGCUAUCAACGACCAAACUAUUGAAGAAAUGCAACAAGCAGUUCAGCUGAUCCGUGAGGCUAAAAACUUUGUGAAAUUAUGCGUAUGUCAGAUAAAAGCUCCCAGGUCUGUACGCAGGAAAAUAUGUGAUGAUGUCAUCUCGACCAAGUUAAAACAGUCUAUGGCUGAUCCAUCAGACAUUCUCAUUUAUCAUGAAAAUAUAAACCCAUUGCAUGACGAUUCCGAUGAAAGCUUUGAUGAUGAUGAUGUAUAUAAUUUACCUCAUACUAAUGUAUAUACCGAUGUACAGACCGAUGUACAGACAGAUAUACAUACUGAUGUACAUACUGAUGUACAUACUGAUGUACAUACUGCUGAUGUAUCUACUAUGUCACAGAUAGAAUCUAUAAAAAGUGAAAUUGUGGAAACAGAAAGCCCACAACAGUAUGCCCCAUGUAAUACUGUGAUUGAAUCUGAUACAGAUUCAGACUUUGACCAAGCUAUAGAAUGUGUACAGGAAGAAAAGCCAUUAAAAGAAGUCCCACAAAAGAAAGUUGUUGCUGAACCAGUACUCAAAGAAAGAAAAGAGUCUAUAGAAAGUUAUGAAGUAUAUUUGACAAAAAAAGAUGGCAGCUUUGGAUUGAAUGUCACAGGUGGAAUAAAUACUACAGUUAGACAUGGUGGAAUUUAUGUGAAGUCAUUUAUACCUGAUGGUGCUGCUGAAACUGAUGGUACCAUACACAAAGGUGAUAGAAUACUAGAAAUUAAUGGUAAAAGUCUGGUUGGUGUGACCCACAAACAAGCUGUUGAGAUUAUCAGGGAUGCUACUGAGAGCUGCUUGUUAGUGAUGGAGAGAGGACAUUCUCUAUCAUCAAGAAGUUCUGUGAAGUCAUCUAGAUCUUCUGCAGGGUCUACUGGCCAGCCUGGUACUAAGGAUAUGACUGACGUGAACGUAUCACCUCCAGUAGCUGAUCAGAUGUUGACAACAAACUCUAAUACUGACAGUAUGGAUGGCAGUGGUACAGGGAGUAAUGCAUCGGAAACUGAUUCUAAAAGCAAAGCAUAUCCAUUUGUUGAUGCUGAUAACACCUUAGAAGUUGAUUUAGUGAAAGGAAAUAGUGGUUUGGGGUUUAGUGUACUAGGUGUGCAGGAUGCACCCAUUGGUGACCCAUCACAUGGACUACCAAGAAUAAAGAAGAUAUUCCCACUAGGAGCAGCAAUGGAUUCUGGGAAGUUAGAAGUAGGAGAUGUGAUAUUAGAAGUGAACGGUCAGUCUGUCAAGGAUUUAUCUCAUGCAGGAACUAUGGCCACAUUACGCACAGCUGCGUCUAAUGUAAAAUUAUUGAUAUGUAGACCUACCUCUGAGCAGUUAGCUCCCCUUAAUCGAUUUAUAGAGAAGUGUGACUUGACAAGUUUUGGUCUGCUAUAUGACAAAUAUAGAGGCAUGCUGCAAGAUAGUGGCGAGCAAAAGUCAAUCUUGGCUUCCAACAGUAUAUUAAAGAGCACAUCUACCUCUCAAUAUGAAACAGAAUCAGAAGACGAACCAGUCCUGUACCGUGAUUCCCUGUACACACCUCCAUCAGGCUUCAAUUCUGAUACCAGCUUCAGAGAAGACAUACAUCCACAACAAACUAGUCAACCACGACUGCCAACAAGUCCUAUUCCUAUGCUUUUACGAUCAGGACAGUUUGAGUCAGAGGACGAAGAUCUGAAUUCUACCUUGUCGAGUGUAUAUCCAGAAGUGGAUAAAUGUCAAAUGAAUAAGUAUUCAACAUACCAGAAUUUAGUUGUAUCUCCUUUCAGAAUGGGGAGUAGUCAAUCCUACAGUAGUAAUGUUGACAUUGACAGUCAGUCAGAAAAUAGCGAAAUUGAAGAGAUCGAAACUCCAUUUAGAAAUAUUGUAACGGAAAGUACUCCUCGGGAAUGUGAGCAAGGUGUUAUAGAAAACUAUGGUGAAAAUCACACAGUUGAAAUUAAUGGUGAUGGAAAAACAGACAAUGAUGUUGUUGAAAGACCCGGAAGUAGUCAUUCUUAUAGAAGUUGUUCAUCAACUGAUUCCGUGAUUGUUUCACCGAGAAAAGAUUUGGUGCGAAGUCAGAGUAUAAAUCAGAGUGAUGGUGAAGAUGGUGAUGUUUCUAACAAUGCAGAUCCUGAAGAAUCUAUAUCACCUAGGAUUGGUGAAGUAGAUGUGACCCUGCAAAGACAGGAAGAAGAAGGCCUCGGUUUCACAUUAACUGGAGGGGCAAGCAGAGGGGGCUGCUAUAUUAAGAAAAUCAUUCCAGGCCCUGCACUUUCUGAUGGGCGGCUACAACCUGGUGAUAAACUCAUCAAGGUGAAUGGUGUUGAUAUGACAAUGUUGAAUCAUUUCGAGGCCGUAACAUAUCUCCGUAAUGCUCCGUCUAUUGUAACUAUUAGGAUCUAUAGAGAUCCAGAUACACAGAAGAGUGAAAAAUGCACAGAAGAUGUAACAUUAGUAGACAACAAAACCCAGGGAGAAGAGGAGCAAGUCUUAAGUGACGAGGAGAGUGACUCAGUGACAGAGAGUGUAGAGGCCAGUACUGGUCAGUUUGAGGAAGACAGUUUAAUCUCUACUGACCAAAGUCUUUUGACCACUGAUCAGUUAAGUCACUCAAGUUCAGUGGCAUCAGAUACUGUGAACUCGGAGAAAAUUGACUCCUAUAUAAAUGAACUAAAGACUAAUUGUGACUUUGACAAUAGUGGUAAGGAUAUAUAUGAAUGUGAUAGUGAGAGUGCAAAUAAAAGUGAUAGUGAUGAUAAGGUUGUGAUAUCCCCUCCGGGAAAUAAAUCUGGCCUCAAGUCUCAGGAUAGUGAAGAACUUGAUUCAUUUGGAAUGAAUUUAUCUGAGACAGGCUUAUUAAAGAUUGAGUUGGAAAAACCCCCAACUGGAGAACUUGGCUUUGGUUUGGUCACAGCAGAGAAGGACCAACAGACAGGUGUCUUUGUCAGGUCCAUCACAGAAGAUGGUGUGGCUGAUAGAGAUGGAAGGUUACAGGUCAUGGACAGAAUUGUACAGAUAAAUGGAGAGUCAUUGGUUGGUUUAACUCACAAGAAGGCAGUUACUAUGCUACACAACAUAAAAGGAGAAGUCGUUUUAACUAUAUCAAGAUUAUCAGCUAGGCAGUACGAUUUGAUGACACCUCCUGUUAUAAUGGAUGAAGAUUACUAUGACAAUGAGCAUUCCACAGAGACAAAAAGUGUAAAUGUCAAACAUGAAGUUCAAGGUCAGUCUUAUGAUAAUGGAGAAAAUGAUAAAGAUCAUCAGUAUGUUGAGGUCAUAGAGGAUGCUACAGAUUCAGAAGAGGAAGAAAUGAAUGAAUUAGUUAUGGCUGCUGAAAAAUUACUGGCAGAUACGAGCGAAUUUGACACCGAAGAAAUUGUACCACAGAGAAAUGAAGUUCAAAGUGAUUUGAAUGAUGGAUCACUUGGAGGCACACUCACUUCAUUGACCUCAUUAAAUGAAAAUGAAGAUCUUCACACUAGAACUUUUAACAUGUCUUCUUUACCAAGAAAACUAGACAUGAAAGUGCCUGAAGAGGUGAACUUUGAAUGGCUAUGUUCAUGUGUACCCCUUAUGACCAUGAAAAAUGAAAUGAAGUCAUCUGCUGAAGAACUGGCAAAGAAAUUCCAACAAAAAGUAGAUCAAGGUGACCCAGCUGAGGAAUACAAGGAAUUAAGACAAGUGAAAAUGACUGAUAACUGCAGCAUAGCCAAACAGGCAGAUAACAAGUUGAGUAACAGAUUCAGAAAUGUUCUACCAUAUGAUUUCAACAGAGUAUGUUUAACAGGACUUCACAGUUACAUCAAUGCCAGUCACAUAGCAGCACCUGUUGGGGAGGAGGAAUGCCAUUAUAUUGCUUGUCAAGGACCACUCCCACUUACCUCAGAACAUUUCUGGCAGAUGGUUUGGGAACAUGAUGUCUCUGUUAUCAUGAUGUUGACCUUGGAUGUAGAGGCCAGGAAGGUCAAAUGUCACAGAUACUGGCCUGAUUGUACAGAAACACCAUUGUUUGUAUGUGAUAGUCAAUUGAAAGUGAGUUUAGCUGACAGCCAGACAUUAGAACACUUUGACAUCAAAGAAAUUGAGAUAGAAAAAGUAACAUCAGGAGAAUUAAAAAGAGUUUAUCAUCUAAACUAUACUACCUGGCCUGACCAUGGGGUACCAUCAUCACCUGUCCCAAUUCUUCAGUUUCUACAGCUUGGUCAUGUAUACCAUACCAGUGGACCUUUGAUUGUACACUGUAGUGCUGGGAUAGGAAGAACUGGUGCCCUAAUUACUAUAGACAUAGCUCUUGCUAGACUAGAAAGUGAAGGAAAGUGUGAUAUAUUUGAGAUUGUGAAGGACCUAAGAAGACAAAGACAAGGAAUGAUCCAGACCAAAGACCAGUAUUUAUUAUGUUACGAAGCAUGUUUAGCAGCCAUGUUAAGUGCUGUAGGAUAGAUAAUGACAUCAUCAUGUAGCAGCCAUGUAACUAGUGCCCAGUGCCAUCAGUCUUCAUCCUCCGUCCAUUCUUUCUCUCUCACAUUAUAUAUGCUUAUCAGCAAAUCUCAUGUUUACAAAUAGUGCCAGAAUUUUGUUUUAUUUUAAGUUUUAUUUGCUAUAAUUGUUUUAUUUCCCAGUGGUUUAUUUUAUUUGUUUACCUCCUGUUUAUUUUAUUGUGCUUCCUUUGUACAUAUAUAUACCUGAUCUGAUGCACUGUUUUAUUAUCUUUGCACGUUUUGAAGUGAUGAGUUGAAACCUGUUAAGGUUGAAUAUGAUAUUUUUCUUAUUCAUUCACUGUGUGUCCCUCUUACCUGGAUAAAUUUUUCAAUAAAUAUUCAUAAAAAUUUUCCAACUUUCUAGAGUAAUUGGAUGCACAAAAGUAACUUUUCUAAAUACUGUUACAUGUAAAUUUGAAUAAAACUGACUAUUUAUUCAGUAGCGUACUGUUCUUCUAAAUCUUUAUGUUUGAGUAGAUUUGACCUUCUAGAGUCAAUUUUAAAAUAGUUUUUUGUUUCCAUUCAGCAUUUAUUGUUAUAACCUCAUGUGCAAUAUAUUUAUUAAUUGACUUUUUAUCUUGUUACUAUGUAAAGGAACAUAUAACCUUGCCAUAAGCAGUCUUCCAGCAAUUUUUAACUGUUACGGUGCUUCUUUGUUGUGAUAUUAAGUAAUUCUAAGUCUCAUCUGUGUGUAUUUUACAUUUUUAACCGUCCUUUAGUAUGUCUCAACAUUAUGUUUUUAAGCAAUUCUUUGUUUUUAUUCAAUGAUUUUUUUAGUACAGCAAACAUGGAAGUAUAUAUCAGGAUAUUGGAGUGAAGUUAUAAUUUGUAUUUAGAUUUUUAAAUUAUAAACAGUAUAGGCGGUUUUCAUCUUUGUGAAUAAAUAGGAUUGAUUUUCCUUUCUUUAUUAUAUUCACCUCAGACAUAUAAAGUAUUAUUCAUAUUUAGACGACAAAAAAAAACAAUAAUGUUAGUUAUUUUUUUAGUCUAAAAAUUAAGUCUUGAAAAUUAUUAAAUUGCAAAAUAGAAAGAAAUGGAAUGUUUCCAAUAGAAUGACAAGAAGUUAAUUUUUCUGUCUCAGCAAUAUGCUGCUUUAAACUGCCUGGUUGAUGUAUGCAAAUUUUGUUAUUUUUAUCAUAUGUAAUUGCAAAACAGUUAAAAUGUAUGUUCAUGCCAUGAAAAUGUAUUCAUACACAAUGUAGGUUCUCAUUCAACUGUUUUCCUUGAAAAUACAGGCCCAUUUCCACUUGAUUUUUUUUUGUGAAAUAAACACACAGGAAAUUGGUCCUACCGCUUUAAAUGAAACAGUAUUUUUUUGAAAUUAUUUUUAACUUGCUUUGUAAAAAAAAAUCUAGUUAGUUUUUUGGAUGUACAUGAAUUAUUUUCUUUACACGGCAAACUUCAGAUUAUUAUUCUCCUACAAAUAUCAACUGAAUCUCUUAUAAUUGUCAUUCCAAUAGUUAUUAUGCCAAACAUUUGUAAGGAAUCAAAAUUGAUAUAGUUGACUUUACUGAGUAUUCAACACUUGAUAUAUUUCAAAACUGCAAAAAAAAUUAGAAUAGAAUUGACAAAAUUCAAGAAAAUAGGUGAACACUUUUUGGAUGAGAACCUGGAAUUGAUUUUAAUAUGGCUUUCAUAAUGGUUGUGGAAAUUUGAUUGUUUUUGUUAUCCAUAAACACUAGUCUUUCCAGUAAGUUUUGUUAUUUAUUGUUGCUAUAUUUGUCAAACCUGUUGAUGUGGAGUUUUCUUAUAUUGCCGUAGACGGAUGUUUUCUUAAGAAAUUUCAAUGCCAUGCAAAAAAAAAAGGCUUUUCAUUAGCUUGCAAGGAUUGUUAAAAAGGAAUAAUAUUUAAAAACAGAAACUAUUCAUGUAUUUACCAGCUUUCUUAUAUUUUGCCAAUUCACUUUAAAAUUUUGUCAAGAGCUAAUCAAGUCCUUCAUUUCUUUUCAAUUGAAUUCUGUCAGAGCAUUUUGGUUCAGCACCUAAUUUAUUUUAAUUGUACUCUACAAAACUAACAUAGAAUCAAUUAUAGAUGUAACAUCCUUUAUUCUAUUUUAGGUAACAUAUUCUGUGUAGCUGUUUCAGUUUUUUUUCAUCAUUUCAUUUUAAAGACUUGUUUAAUACUUUUUUAAUAUCAUUAUAGCUUUAAAUUAGUGUUGUCACUAAGCCAAAAGAUAAGUCCAUAGACUAAAGCAUAAUUUUAUUUAAAUACCCCAAAAAUAACCCAAACUAUUUUUGGUAUAUGUUGUUGUAGUUUUGUUAUGCUAGGCAGAAACUGUGUACCCAACACCUUGACUAAUAUUAAUUUGGCUCGUUUAAUUUUCAUAAAAUUUUGACAAAAUGUUUACUUUGACCCUUUGACAAAAAUAUAAAAAUUUCAAAAAAUUUGAAUUAACCACUUUAUCAGAAAAAUUUCAUUGGUUAUAUAGCAGUUUGACAAACACUAAUUUUGAUCAUUGAGAAGCUUAAUAUUUCCUUAACAAUACAACGUAAUUAAAACGUUUAGCUGAUUUUUACAGAGUUAUCUCCCUGUAGUGUUAGGUACCACCUUAAAUGAAUUGAUACAUUUUCAUUCAGAAAAAAAAAGAAAUCCAUACAGAUGAUAUGACCUUUAUAUUUAUUAGUGUUAGUAUGCAGUGAUCCACCCUCAAAAAUGAAUGAAAAAUUGGUAGCAUGUGUUCUUUUAUAAUAACAUUAUUUUGUGAUCAAUUUGUCUAGGGUCAAUGUAUGUCUGGUUUGAAAUGUGUUUCAGAAUUAAAAAAAAAAUAAAAAAUGGCAGGUUCAUAUUAAAAUAUGUGUGUUUACCUUAGUGGCAUUCAUCUGGGGAGUUAUGAAUGUGAAUGACCAGAUAUGAAAUGGUUAAAUGUAGAUUGAAAAUUCAAAUGUUCCUAAAGCAGGAAAUAAAUACAAUGGGUACUUUUUCUUGAUGGAGAAAAUUUCUAUGGUUUCAUACAUAUUUUAACAGUGAACACUGCAUUUAUUGUAGGGAAAAUCUAAUAUAGAUUAAUUUAAAUCAUUUAGUAAAAUUCUACUCACAUUACCCUUCAUUUCAUUGGUAAUUUUAGUAUUUCAUUUUUUUGCAACAAAAAUUACAAUUAAAGAUUAAAAACAGCUUUAUCAUUAAACAUCUGACUACAUAUUAUUGUAGUAUGAUAUUUAGAUAAGGUACAUUCCAUAUAUUCUACUAUAGUAAUGCAUUGAUGUCAUUAUUAGACUUAUAUAUUUAUGUAACAAUAAACUUACCAAGACCUUG